This is a messenger RNA of Benincasa hispida (wax gourd), 1732 nucleotides long. It is a transcript of the gene RID3, whose product is annotated as Transducin/WD40 repeat-like superfamily protein. Gene Ontology annotation, molecular function: protein binding. The record is from RefSeq and is a predicted model, not a curated record. Gene Ontology annotation, cellular component: rixosome complex; nuclear pre-replicative complex. Lineage: Eukaryota; Viridiplantae; Streptophyta; Magnoliopsida; Cucurbitales; Cucurbitaceae. Gene Ontology annotation, biological process: DNA-templated DNA replication; rRNA processing.
CCAUCUAACUCUGCUUUUCAUCGACUCUAUUCUUUUCGCCGCCGUCUCGUUCGGGACUGAGACAGACGCAUUUGUAGCGGCAGCUCUGUUUUUCAUCCACCGCCAUAAAUAUUCAAUUUGAAAUUGAAGCUCAAACCCUCUCUCAAGCUCUCUGGUCAGAAUGGUUCUAGUGGUUGCUUCGUCGUCCAUUGAUUCGGGAAUUGGUUGCUGGGACCUCCACACGGGUGCAGAACAACUACGUUACAAGUCCUGUGCUUCUCCGGCACACGGUCUUGUUUGUGUUGGUGAAAGGUUUCUCGCCUGCUCUCAGCUUCGCGAUCCCGCUGCUACCGCAGGCUCCGUUCUCUACUGGUCUUGGUGUAAGCCUCAAGUAGAAGUUAAGAGCUUUCCGGCUGAACCAAUAAUGGCCUUGGCUUCCAACGAUGAGGGUACUUAUAUCGUUGGUGGUGGUCUCUCUGGAGAUAUAUACUUAUGGGAGGUUUUGAGCGGUAGACUGCUUAAGAAAUGGCAUGCUCAUUAUAGGGCAGUUACUUGUCUCGUAUUCUCCGAAGAUGACUCCCUGCUAAUUUCCGGUUCUGAAGAUGGCUGCAUUAGAGUUUGGGCCCUUCUAACGGUAUUUGAUGAUGGAUGGCAAAGGGAAGCAAAACAUUUGUAUGAACAUAGUUUCACUGGGCAUAAUCUACCUGUUACUGAUAUUGUUGUUGGCUAUGGAGGAUCCAAUGCUAUUAUAAUCUCUUCCUCUGUGGAUCGUACGUGUAAGGUGUGGAGCUUAUCGAAGGGGAAGUUAUUAAGAAAUAUCAUAUUUCCUUCAAUCAUUGAUGUAAUUGCUUUGGAUCCUGGUGAACAUGUCUUUUAUGGUGGUGGUAGGGAUGGGAAGAUCUACACUGCUGCGCUUAAUGCUAAAUGCCCAUCCACUGGUGACUAUGGAUUGCAUAUUCUUGGCUCAUUAUCAAAUCAAAGCAAGUCUGUUACUGCCUUGGCAUACUGCUCAAGUGGUAAUUUGUUGAUCUCUGGAUCUGAGGACGGAGCAAUAAGAGUUUGGGAUACAAGAACCAAUAAUGUUAUUCGUGUUUUCAGACAUUCAAAAGGUCCUGUAAAUAAUAUACUACUUGUUCGACAACAGGUCCUCCCUAAAUCACAGUCAACUUCCCAAGGUUUUUUGAGAAAGCACCGGUCACUGCUACCUCCUGCCCUUGCAAAAUUUGAAAACUCAAAGGACGAGGAUGAAGACACUGGUGUUAUCAUUGGUCCAACAGGUCUUCCCAAGGAAUCUAUGGGGUUUCCCGCCCUUAGUUCUCAUGUUAUGGAUAAUCAAAUAACAGAACUUCAGCAACAAGGUUCUGCUGCCAAUGGAAUGGAGUUGGAAAGACUCAAGUAUGAUUGUGGAAAAUCCAUGCAAAUGCUACAACAUUGGAGAAAAAUGUACGACAAUUUACAUCAAUUUUGUGUUAAUGAGCUUCUGGACGGCGAUCAAACUAAAAAUAUACAAGGCAAUUCCGCUUGAGCAUUGCUAUUAUUUUCUUUAUGUAUUCUAUUUGUUUCUUUUCCUCUAAAUUUUCCUUUGUUCCAUCUAGUGUCCUAGAAAUUGUAUAAUCAAGUUGAACAGUAUUUGAUGGAAUCAUUAGGAAGCCAUCCUUGAUUAAUUAAAAUUCGAAAAUCCUUUUUCUGGGAUAAGAAAUCUGUACAUGAUACACUGAGAGGUACCCUUAAUUUAUAAGAAUAUUUUUUGUCA